AUGUAUCGCCCUAACCCGCGCACACAAUCUUUUCGUGGUUUUGCGGCCCGCGAUGGCGAAAAAGUCAAAAAGGGGCCGACCGCCCGGCCGACACCUCAAAACGUGGCAGACUGGCCCGAUCCGCCAGCGAUCGACAGCAGCCACGAUCUACGCGCCACAGCAGCAAAAAUACAGAAAACAGCCGUGCUAUGGAAGUCUGCAACAGACGAGAACCGUGACCCCCCACCGCCAGCCAAGCUGCACGGCUUCUUUGACGCCGUGAUCUCCCUGGCGAAGAGGAUGACGGACAGCGAGCUGCUGGCGGAGCUGCAGCGCCUGCGCGCGAUAUUCGACGAGCAUGCCAGCAAGCAGGCCGACCUGUAUCACAAAUUGCAGGCGUCUAUCGACACCCAGGCCGUCGCAGCUGCCGCCGCUGCUACUGCGAACCCUGCUGGCUCCCGCCGGCCAAUGGAUUACCGAGCUGCACUUCGCAGCAAUACCGAAUCCUCUCUUGUCUCCGGCUGGCUGAACAGAGCCCACACCAACGGCACACUCUCCACCAAUGGCCUCAGCACCGGUAGCGCCCCUGCACCGCAGCGGGUGCUACGAGAGGACCUGCAGCUGAUCAUCCGUGGCACAGAACGCUCUCUGGUCGAUCCGCUACGUCGACAUGCGGAAGAAGUGGUCCACCGGGCCAAUCGGACGAUCAAAGACGUCUGUGACGAAGCCAAGAUCGCUCCGGUUGAGGUGUCUACCGGCUUUGUGCUGCCCAGCGGCGACGUGCUUCUCCGUUGCGACAGCGUACGCGACGUCCGCCAGUUGACUGACCUCUGUAGCCCGCAAGAUAACAGCUGGUGUGCCGUCUUUGGACCGAAAGCGCACCUUAAGCGAGAAACCUUCUCCGUUGUCAUGCACGGCGUGCCGAUCAGCUUCGACCCCUCCGCCCCAGAUGCUGCGAAACGCCUGCGUUCACAGAACGUACGCCGCAUCCCUUCGACCGCUAAUAUCAUGCACAUCGGCUGGCUCAUGCCGGCACGUAAGAUGGCCGACCUCCGGAAACAGGCCACAACCUCCGAUACCACCACCGCUAAGCUCGUGAUCGAAUUCGACGACCCAGACGCAGCAAAUCAAGCAAUUCUUCUCGGCCUGGCGCUGCAGGGGCGGGAUCACGACUGCCAAUUCUUCGACGGCAGCCACCGGCUGCAGCAGUGCUUCCAGUGCCAAUCGUACGGUCAUAUCGCCCGUAAUUGCAGAAGGGAGAUCCGCUGCGCGUACUGUGCUGGAUCUCACGACUCCAAGGAAUGUGCACAUGCCCGUAACCGCGCGUCUGCCAAGUGUGCUGUGUGUAUCAGGCACAACGAAACCGCAGUUGAAGAAGCUAAGGUCAAAAUUAACCACUUUGCCUUCGAACGAGAGUGCCCUCGGCGUGCCGAGCAGCUCGACAUGAUCCGUAUCAACCGUCUCCGGGGCCCUCAGCUCCACCGGACGGCCACAGCCCCUACCCCAUCAACGUCAACAUCCCCAGCUGCCCCUACCCCCGCAGAAGCAUACUCCGGCUCACAAAUCGGCAAAGCGGCCCGUGAGCUAGUCAAUAGCGCACAACAGGUGCUAGAGCCCGUACUACAGCCCGCAAGAAAGCUCGAGGUUAGGAUCCAAGGCCGGUCCGCUAGCCCUAGCAAGCGCCGCCGGGCCCCGUCCUCGAGCUCAGAGAGUGAAGAUGCCCCUUUGGUCCCCGCAAGCCGUAUUCGGCCAAAAACCACCACAGUUAACCGGAAGCUGGUCACGUACGGCACCCCACGGCUAGUGCAGCCCAUGCAAAAGCAGUGGGAAGGGCUCCACGCCCCGUCCUCGGAUAUGGUGGAGAUCCUUACGCCGGACGUCACAACAGAGAAUCUGGAAGAUAUCGGCACGCAAACCCGUAGACGCAGCAGGCGUACCGCCAGCGAGUCCUCAGACGAGCUCAGCCAAGAAGCCCCCACACAAUCGCAGAGAACUGGCCCUAUCACUCGAGGCGCAGCGAGCGCGCAAUGA
Penicillium odoratum is the source of this 2010-nucleotide messenger RNA. RefSeq lists its product as uncharacterized. Gene Ontology annotation, molecular function: nucleic acid binding; zinc ion binding. The record is from RefSeq and is a predicted model, not a curated record. The transcript is spliced from 2 exons. NCBI's taxonomy places the organism in Eukaryota, Fungi, Ascomycota, Eurotiomycetes, Eurotiales, Aspergillaceae. The coding region runs from base 1 to 2010 and encodes 669 amino acids.